AUGCAACAGUCAUCAUUUAUUCAAUUGCCAUCAGCACCGAUGCAGACGAUUUAUAAAACAAUUCAGCAAGUCGUCCAAUCAAAUAUUCCAUUCUUCAUUACUGGCGAAACCGGCGUCGGUAAGGAAGGCAUCGCAAAAUACAUUCACGAAAGCAGUCCUCGGCGCGACCAACCUUUCAUUGCCAUCAACUGCGGACGAUUCUCCGCUGAACUCUUGCAAAGUGAACUUUUCGGACAUGAAGCAGGAGCGUUCACGAGCGCAAUCCGGCAGCGACACGGGGCGUUUGAAAUGGCAAACAGGGGCAUCCUCUUUCUCGAUGAAGUCCCAGAAAUGUCUUUGGACGCACAGAAAAUGCUACUCCGCGUCCUGGAUACAGCCACAUUCACGCGUCUCGGUGGAAAUGAACAGUUGACAGUGGAUGUCCAUAUCAUCGCCGCAACGAACCGAGACAUUGAGAAAGCCGUUGCGGAAAAGGAGUUCCGAGAGGAUCUUUACUACCGUCUCAAGGGGAUGAUGUUUCAUCUCCCACCGCUACGCGAGCGCCCAGAGGACAUCGCGCCUUUAGUCGCAGCUUUUAUGAGUGAGUUCAGUGCCGAAUAUGGGAAGCGUAUCACCGGAAUUACCCCAGAGGCACUCACUCGUCUUGAGCAGGCGGCGUGGCCCGGGAACAUCCGUCAGUUGAGAAGCACCAUUCAAGCGGCUGUCGCGCUCACAACAACCGACAAACUUGAAACGAAAGAUUUUUCGGACCUCUACCCAGCACUUGCCCAGGCACUCAUCUCUAUAUGGCAAGCACUCCCAUUGGAAACGCGGCAGGCAAUAUGGGAGACACUCCGCUUAGAAACACAACAUACAAUUAUACAUGAAUUCUCAAAGCAGACGACAGAAUCUUGGCGUAACUUGCAUAUUCCAAAAAUGGUUGAAGAAGGGGAACCUCUCAAUAUAAGAGAUAUGAACCAGAAUCAAAUCCUACGCGCAGUUGCCCAGAAGCGCAUUAAGGAAUAUUCCUCGCUCCGCGAGGCAGCCAAAUCGUUAGAUAUUGACAUCCGAACACUACAGAAAUACGCACAAUGGAAGGAGUCGGACGACUAA
Geodia barretti is the source of this 1092-nucleotide messenger RNA. Lineage: Eukaryota; Metazoa; Porifera; Demospongiae; Tetractinellida; Geodiidae. The record is from the annotation of a GenBank genome assembly.